AUGAGCCCAGAGAAAGAUGGUGCUUCAAAACCCACUCCACUCUCCAUACCUCACCACGUCGACACAACAGACGUGGCUUCUCCACUCCCUAUGCCGCUAGACAUCUUGCACGGGAAUCCCAUCCCGCCGUUUCUAUCCAAAACGUUCGAUUUGGUGGAUGACCCGAGUCUCGACCCGGUUAUAUCUUGGGGACUGACCGGAGCUAGCUUCGUCGUUUGGGACCCUGUGGAGUUCGCAAGGAUUAUACUCCCGCGGAACUUCAAACACAACAAUUUCUCCAGCUUCGUCAGACAGCUUAACACUUAUGGAUUCCGGAAGAUUGAUACUGACAAAUGGGAAUUCGCCAACGAGGCUUUCCUCAGAGGACAUAAGCAUCUUCUCAAGAACAUUCACCGUCGUCGUUCACAACAAUCCAACCAAGCUUGCAGCACCAGCCAGAGCCAAGGGUCACCCACCGAGGUUGGAGAAGAGAUCGAGAAGCUGAGGAGAGAGCGGCGUGCGUUGAUGGAAGAAAUGGUGGAGCUUCAGCAGCAAAACAGAGGCACUGCUCGACAUGUGGACACUGUGAACCAGAGGCUGAAAGCUGCUGAGCAAAGGCAGAAGCAGAUGCUGUCUUUCUUGGCUAAGUUGUUUCAGAACCCUGGUUUCUUGGACCGCCUCAAGAACCUCAAAGGAGAAGGAGGAGCUCGAAGGAAGUUCAUCAAGCACCAGCAGCCUCAAGAUUCUCCAACGGGAGGUGAGAUUGUGAAGUAUGAAGCUGAUGAUUGGGAGAGACUGCUAAUGUCUGAGGAAGAGACUGAGAACAUUCCACUAUCAAGCCAAGGGAUGACUUCAACCGAUCCAAAAGGGAAGAAUCUGAUGAAUCCAUCAGAAGAAGAAACAAUGAAUCCAGAUUACUUAUUACCCUUCCCAACUCCUGAAGGACUUAUCAAACAAGAAGAGACUUGGAGUAUGGGUUUCGACACUACAAUACCUAGUUUCAGCAAUGAGGAUGAUGUAUGGGGAAACACAGUGGAGUAUAAUGUCACAGAGUUUGGUUCUGUUGCAGAAACAACAAGUGGUGGUUGUUUGCCUGAUGUUUGUUGGGAACAGUUUGCUGCAGGGAUCACAGAGACUGGAUUCAACUGGCCAUCUGGUGAUGAUACUACUCCAAUGGAUGAUCCUUAA
This is a messenger RNA of Eruca vesicaria subsp. sativa (arugula), 1167 nucleotides long. Lineage: Eukaryota; Viridiplantae; Streptophyta; Magnoliopsida; Brassicales; Brassicaceae. The record is from the annotation of a GenBank genome assembly.